This is a messenger RNA of Paramecium octaurelia, 258 nucleotides long. Lineage: Eukaryota; Ciliophora; Oligohymenophorea; Peniculida; Parameciidae. The record is from the annotation of a GenBank genome assembly.
AUGUUUUAGUAAAGUAAAGAUGAAAAAGAAUCUAAAACUAAACAAAGUGAAAAUAAACACAAUUAAACAAAUUAGGGAAAUUAGGAGAAAUAAUAAUAAGAACGACAAAAAUUCAAUAACAAAAAGGAUUACUAAUUUGCAACAUUAAUGUAGAUUGGAAUGAAUGGAGUUGACUUUGAAUCCAUGUGUAAUUAAAAAAUAAACUCUACAAUGUCCGAGAUUAUUGGUGAGGUGUGCGUUAAUGAAAUAAAAAAAUGA